AUGAGCCCCGAGACCUUUGCCCUGCGUUGUGUUGCGGAGAAGUCGUACCUGCUCAACGGCUCCUGCUGGCGCCGCCGCGCCAAGAGGCCCUUCCCCUGCCUGAACCGACAGAGUUCGGAGCCCACCGAACCCUUGAUGCUGGAGGACUGCGACGAAGGCAAGUCUUCCUUCUCUGAGGGAGAUGUCACCCGAGGCUUUGACGAAGGCACUGGCUGGUUGCGUCUCAUGGACGGGUCAUUCCUGCCACUGCUUCUGCGCUUGGAUGAAACACGGCUGGUGCCAGCACUGACCCUGUGGAAUGGACCCUCCUUGAAAUGUGGACAGCUCGUGAGGACUCGAGAGGCCUUCGUGCAGAGCAGAGCAACCGUGCCGCCCGGGUGCGUGGGCCUGGUGCGGCGCAUCGAAGAGGAGGACUGUGCCACGGUGGACUUCGAAGGGCAAGAUCGCCGUGUGCGUGUCACGGGCCCUGCCUUUUUCAAGCUGCAGCUGUUGCCCUACGUCACGAUCAUGGAGGAGCCCAAGGGUGUGCCGAAGCAGGGGACGGUGGUGAAGUGGAGAAAGAAGGAGCAAUGUGGAGAGGUGGUCCAUGACGGGGCAGGAUCCUAUUCGAGUCUCCUCUUUCGGGUCCACCUCCCGGACGGGAGCAAGAGCAUCAAGCUGUCCGAGCGAAGGGGCCUCCGCGAGAUCGCCCUGCCGCCCACGGCCGCCGAGCUGGGGACCUUCGUGCGGCUCAAGGAGGCGGCGGACGAUGCAGGCUGCGGCCCACUGGGACGCGCCUCCGUGUUGGUUGAGGCCGCGCCACAAUGUUGGUUGGUUGAGGGCGCCCGCCCGCACCACCUGCACUGCCGACGCCGUGAUUUGCAACUGCGUGGCCAGCCGUCAAAGAUCGUCGAAUUUAAAACACAUGCUUGGCACCGUGCUCGCAAUCCCAGAUGUCGAAUCACCCAUCGACGUAAUGUCCAACCAUGGACCAUAGCAAUUGAAAGUUGGCGUUGCAGAAUGUCUUGA
Durusdinium trenchii is the source of this 1008-nucleotide messenger RNA. The record is from the annotation of a GenBank genome assembly. Lineage: Eukaryota; Dinophyceae; Suessiales; Symbiodiniaceae.